GCAGCGUGAGCGCGCCUGAAGCCCCACACCAGUGAGGGAGGAGUUAAGUUCCUUCCCUUCAAGACAAAUCCCCAUAGAAAGAUAGACAGAGAGAAAGGUGUUAUUAAGAUAAGCACACCUUUAUGUUCACUACACCUCUGACUCUUGCCUCCGUCAAAAUCGUCACUACAGUAAUUUUGUCACGGUUAACACCACUAACUCAUAGCAUUAUGUUCACUACACCACUAGGUUUCGCUUUCUUCACAAUCAUCACUACAUCAAUUUGUCAUAAUUGAAAAAUACAAAUUUUCUUGUGUUGGCCACCCAUGGACGCACACCUCCUUCCUCUAGCCAGAACGCAGCAAAGGUAGAAUGACGCCGCAUUUCACAGCUGACACUCACGCUCUGCUCGGCGUGGCCCGCGGCGCGCCCCUGGAGGAGAUCAAGCGGGCCUACCGCCGCAAGGCCCUCGCGCUGCACCCGGACAAGAACCCCGGCGACGCUGCCAACGCAACUGUGCGAUUCCAGCAGUUGCAAGCAGCCUACGAGACGCUCUGCCGCCAGAAGGAGGCCGGCGGGGAGCCACGGGAAGGCCAGGCAAGCUGGGAGGAGGAGAAGAAGCGAGAAGAGGAGCAGAAGGAAAAGGCGCGGAAGAAAGAGGAAGGAAAGCAACAACACCAAAGAGAGAAGGACCGCCAAUGGGAAAAGAAGCAAGAAAAGCAGAGGAAGAAGAGGCGCAGAAAGAAGGAGAGGAAGAGCGCACCGGAGGAAGAGGAGGAGAAGGAAGAGGAAGAGAAGGAGGAGGAAGAGGAGGAGAAGGAGGAAGAAAGGCCUAUGGACUGGGAGGAGGAGGAGGAGGAGGAAGAUAUGGGGAUGAAAUGGGAGCAGAGAAGGAAAUAUGAGAGAAGACACAGGAGAGAUAAGCGCCAUGUGAAGAGAGAGGAGGCAAGAGAGAGGAAGUGGAGCAAGGCAACAGCAGAGGAGGAAGAGGAGGAGGAGGAGGAAGAGGAAGAAAGGCUGAUGGACCAGGAGCAAAGAGAAGAAUAUGAGAGAAUGCCCCGCAAAGACAAGGACGAGAUAAAGAGAGAGAGAGCAUGGGAGAGGAAGAGGAGGAAUAGGAGAACACCGCAGGAUGAGGAGAAGGAAGAACAGGAGGAGGAGGAUCCAGAGGACAGAGACAAUGCAAGGGACAGGAAGAAGCGAAGAGAGCAGGAGAGGAGGAGGCGAAAAGAGGAGGAGGCAAGGAUGAAGAGAAGGCGGCAGGAGGAACAGAGAAAGGAGAAGAAACGGAUGAGGGAGAUGGAGGAGAAGCAGAUGGAGGAAAAGAGGAGGAGGAGGAGAGAAGAGGAAGAGAGGGAGAAAGAGAGAUUUAGGCGAGAAGAGGAGGAGACGAUCAGGAGGGAAGAGGAAGAGAAAGAGAAAGAGAGAGUUAGGAGAGAAGAAGAGAAGGAGCUGGAGAGGAUCAGGCGACAAGAGGAAGAGGAAAGGAUGAAAAAGAAGCGACAAGCAGAGGAGGGAGAAGAAGAGGAAGGGAAGAGAAGGAGACAGGAAGAGUACCAGGAAGAGGAGGAAGUAAACGAGUGCAGUAAACAGGAGGAGGGAGAGAGAAGGGGAGACGAAAGGAAGAUGAGACGCCAGAGAAAGCUGAGGGUGCUGAGGCAGAGAAGGAAGAGAGAAAGGGUGACGAGGCGCGGCCAGGAGAGAAUGAGGCGCCAGCAGGGACAGGAGGAAGUGUUGAGGCGACACCUGGAGGAGGAAAGGAGCAAACACCAGGAGAAGGAGAGGAUAAGACAGGAGGAAAGAAUGACACGAGAGCAGGAGGAAGAGAGGAGGAAACAGGAGGAGAGAGAGAAGGAAGAGAAAGAGCAGCGCGAGAGAGAAAGGGAGGAAGAAAGCGCGGGACUGAACAGAAAACGUGCCGAGGAGGCCAGGAAGCGAGUUUGGCAGUUUAUAAGAAAAUGGCAUUUAGUUUUAAGGAAAAGGUUCAGAAAUUCUGCAGAAAAAUAAAAAUAAAAAUAAAUAAAAAUCGAAAAAAAAGAGUGAAUGAGUGAAUUGAUUAGGAUAAGAACAUGAUGUGUCAGGAAAAUAUAUGUUAAGAAUAUGCUGAGACUGAACGAAAACUAAACUAAAAAAAAAAUAAAAAAAAAGUAGUAAUAAUAAGCGUGUUGUGGAUCCAGUGUACAUGUGAGGCGAUGACCUGGAAUAUUGCCCCAGUGUUGUGAUGCCCCACUGCAAUGACACGGAAAAAAAAUAAAAAAAUUAACAAAAUAAAAUAAAAGACGAAAAAAAAACUGUAGGCUAAGAAUAGAAAUAGAGUGAGUAAAUGAGUAAAUAAGAAAAUACAAAAAAAUAAAAUAAAUUAAUAAAAGACGAAAAAAAACUGUAGACUAAGGAUAGAAAUAGAAUAAAUAAAUAAGAAAAUACAAAAAAAUUUGAUAAAUUAAUAAAAGACAAAAAAAAAAUUGUAGGCUAAGAAUAGAAACAGAGUGAAUAAAUAAGAAAAUAUUAAAAAAAGUUGAAUAAAUUAAUAAAAGACGAAAAAAUGUAGACUAAGGAUAGAAAUAGAAUAAAUAAAUAAGAAAAAUCACAUAAAUUAAUAAAAGACGAAAAAAACUGUAGGCUAAGAAUAGAAAUAGCAUAAAUGAAUAAGAAAAUAUAAAAAAAAUCACAUAAAUUAAUAAAAGACGAAAAAAAUCAUUGUAGUCUAAGAAUAGAAACAGAAUGAAUAAAUAAAUGAGAAAAUAAAAAAUCAAAUAAAUUACUAAAAGACGAAAAAACAGAUGUAGAAUAAGAAUAGAAAUAGAAUCACUAAAUAGAUAAGAAAAUAGAAAAAUAAAUAAAUAGAUUAAUAAAAGACGAAAAAAAUGUAGAAUAAGAAUAGCAAUUGAAUAAAUAAAUAAGAAA
This is a messenger RNA of Scylla paramamosain (green mud crab), 2883 nucleotides long. RefSeq names its product trichohyalin-like. The transcript has a single exon. The record is from RefSeq and is a predicted model, not a curated record. Gene Ontology annotation, cellular component: cytoplasm. The coding region runs from base 352 to 1986 and encodes 544 amino acids. Lineage: Eukaryota; Metazoa; Arthropoda; Malacostraca; Decapoda; Portunidae.